AUGCCGCUCUUCUCGCGGUCCUCCGGACGCGAGUCCACCAAGACCAAGACGCACCGCUUCUCUCUGCGCAAGCACCACCACUUGAGCCACUCGGACGCCGACAGGGACGCCGUCUCCCUCCUCAGCAGCAGCCACAGCAGCCACUCGGAGUCCAAACGGACGCGACGCCCGACGCCGCUCGGGAAUCGCACGCCGGAGCAGACGAUCGUCGGGUCGUCACAGCAGCAGCCGCCGCCUACUCGAGCAGCUCUCGCGUCCAAGUCCUCGCACUCGUCCAAGUUGUCGUCGUCUACGCGGUCGUCGGCCUCGACGCUCCGUAGCACGAGUCCGACGCUCCAGGAGAAUCUGCUGCUGGCUGAAGAGAACGACACGGAGAUCGUGGACGAGUCCGAGUCACCAUCGCCGCCAUCGCAACACAGUCGCAAGCUCAGUAUGCGCGACAGCCAAAGCCAACCGAGCGCGACGACGUGGCAGUCGUCGUCGCGCGGCAGUCGCAAGAGCUUGGCCGAGUACCGGCAAUUGCAGUGCUCCAUGUCGUACAAAAACCGCGUCAACAGUGACGCCUUCCGUGGCACUUGCACCACCGCUACUUCCAGCUCGAGCGAGUCCACAUCAAGCGAGCGGAUGAGCGACGUACGGAUGUCUCUUGUCGAUACGUUCCGUACGACCAACACGUCGGUCUUGUCCUCGUCAGACGGACUCAGUUUGCUGACCGCGCGGAUCUCCGAGUCGUCUACGGCGAUCACAGCUGCCGGUCCUCCGCCUUCUGUGGUCUCUACACUGACGUCGGUCUCUUCUCCAGCUGCGUGGUCUCCCGAAGUCUCGAGAGCAUCCGCGACUAGCAAAAUGACCGAAGCUGGUGUUGCGGCACUGCAGACACGCCGAGCUUUCCAGCAGAUGGUCUUGGCCAUGGAAGACGAGGAUUCAGGUGACGAGGACGAGUCGGAGCACGAUGCGUGGCACGUGACGAGCCAUCCCGAGAUCUCGAGUGGCGUCUCUGGUGUCCUGCGUCUUGGUGUAGACGAAUACCGGAAGUUCCAGCUACGUCUGCGCCAGCUGGAGGAGCUUGCAGCAGAUCAGUCUCGGAAACAGUCCGACAUGGAGCGCACGAUUGAAUUGGAGGUCCAGACGAGGACUCGGAAAGUCGUUGAGGCGAUGGAGAAACAGAUCAGCAUGUACAAACAGGCAAAGGAGUUUGAACUAGAGCGAGAAGUGCAGCGACGAGUGUCCGAGCACGUGGAAAAUUCCAGGUGGAGUCGUAGUUUGAGUCGAGUUAGCCUGGCGCGCCGCUCUUCGACACAAAAUGGGCACGCGGGUGGCAGCGUUGGCAGCUUCCGUGACAGCCACAACAUAGCAAGUAGUAUCAAGGAGGAGGGCACGUCGCUGGAAAAGCUGUUGCAUCCACGACGGUCUCGGAAGCGCAUGGAACAAAUGAGAGAGCGCGAGCAAGCCCAGAAACGCGAGAUGGAGCAGUUUCGAGAGUUUAUUCGGGUCACUGAGAUGCGCCUGACGCCAGUGCACGGCAUGGAAAGUGCCAUGUCAGCGACGCAGCUCGAGGUGGCCAAGAAGAAAUUAGAUGAGCUGGCGGACCCGUUGGUGCCGGACUCGUUGGUGCAGUCCUCGCCGUUGGAGCUCAUUGAGCUCAUUUGUGUACUGCGCAAGAACGGCCGUGAGCAGGACAAGCAAUUAGAAGAAGCCAAGAGUCUUGUGACCGCCGCGAUCGAAGCGCGCGAAGAUGCCGAGACGACAGCUCGAGAGGCUGUUGAACUCGCGCUUUUGCUGGACGCGAGGUUAGAUCAUUACGCUGUGCGUGAGAAGCAGAAGGGGGUGGUGAGACAGACAGAUGUGCUUUCAGCAGCUGACGAGGUUCGACAAUUGAGGGAAGUUCAAGGUGCAAGGACAGACCCUUUGACCUGGCAAUCGGGUACGCCGGCUACAUCUCCGUUAGCAGGUUAA
This is a messenger RNA of Peronospora matthiolae, 1956 nucleotides long. The record is from the annotation of a GenBank genome assembly. NCBI's taxonomy places the organism in Eukaryota, Oomycota, Peronosporomycetes, Peronosporales, Peronosporaceae.